CCCGAGGUCUGUGUUUUCCAGGUUUGGGAUGUACAUCCCCUUCCUCCAGCUGAACUGUGACUUUCGGAAGGCAGGGCUCUUCGCGCAGGUGGCCAACAUUGGCCCCAGGGACACAGGGGAGGUGACAGCCCGGGGCAGGGACUACCUGACAGUGCUCAAGGAGACGUGGAAGCAGCACACGAGGCAGAUGUACGGCAUGGAGGCCAUGCCCAGCCAUGCCUGCUGCCUCUCCCCAGACCUCAUCCGCAACGAGGUGGAAUUCCUGAAAAUGGAUUUCAACUGGCGCAUGAAGGAGGUGCUGGUGAGCUCCAUGCUCAGUGCCUACUACGUGGCCUUUGUGCCCGUGUGGUUUGUCAAGAACACUCAGUACUACGACAAACGCUGGUCCUGUGAGCUCUUCCUGCUGGUUUCCAUCAGCACCUCGGUGAUCCUCAUGCAGUACCUGCUCCCUGCACGAUACUGUGACCUGCUCCACAAAGCUGCAGCACACCUUGGCUGCUGGCAGAAGGUGGAUCCGGCCCUCUGCUCCAACGUGCUGCAACACCAGUGGACUGAGGAGUGCAUGUGGCCUCAGGGGGUGCUGGUGAAGCACAGCAAGAACGUCUACAAGGCCGUGGGUCACUACAACGUGGCCGUGCCCUCGGACGUCUCGCACUUCAGGUUCCACUUCUUUUUCAGCAAACCACUGCGAAUCCUCAACAUCUUGAUCCUGCUGGAAGGAGCUGUCAUCUUCUACCAGCUCUACUCGCUGAUUUCCUCGGAGAAGUGGCACCAGACGAUCUCACUGGCUCUGAUCCUCUUCAGCAAUUACUACGCCUUCUUCAAACUGCUGCGGGACCGGCUGGUGCUGGGCAAAGCCUACUCCUAUGCUGCCAGCAGGGACUCAGAGCAAAAGUUAAAUUAAAACAAUUGCACUGAUGCUCUCAGCGUAUUACAGAACAAACAAAAACAAGAAACCCUCAGAGCUUUGUAUUUUUGUUACCACUGCUUUUUUUUUGUUGUCGUUUUCUUUGAUAACUGAUGUAAUUAAAAGGAAAAAAAAAAAACAAAAACAUAUUUUUUUACUCCCAACAA
Cyanistes caeruleus (blue tit) is the source of this 1074-nucleotide messenger RNA. NCBI's taxonomy places the organism in Eukaryota, Metazoa, Chordata, Aves, Passeriformes, Paridae. The record is from RefSeq and is a predicted model, not a curated record.